AGGUGAAACUGUAGAUGGGGAUAUUGGAUAACUUUCUGAAAUUGGGAUUUCCAAUUGCGAGUGUGGUACGUGACGAGGGAAACCACUCAAACUUACUUUAUCAAUACCACGAGGAUUUGCAUUUUUCAAGGGGUUGGUUAAUGUCAAUGUGACAAUUUUGACUGUUCGGAUUUUUAAUUUACAAGAAUGAGCGAAUUGCUCUUAAAAUACAGAAUUAUUUUUCUUUUAUUGUUUCACGAGGGAAAAAUUGGAACUGUUUAAAAUGUCCCUUUUUGUCUGAGUUAUUGAAUUAAUCACUUGACCCGUUGAAACUGAUAGAGGACUGAGAGAAAUUUAGUUAGGAUUUAAUGAAAAUAGAAAAAUCUUGCCAAACCGCUCUUUUAAUCAGAAAAAAAAUCAACCAAUUAACAAAGAGCAGCGGUACCUUAAAAUUGGCCCCAUCGAAAUCCCAUAGACUAAACUGUUGAUUAGUCAUUAACAAAAAAAAAAAACUUGUUCAUAACCUGAAUUUCCCGCAAUUUUAAAUAUACUCAGUGCCGCCAAUAUUUUCAGCGGCAAGAUGGCCCCACCUACUAAUUCAGUCCCGGUCGAUAACUCCUCAAUUCGCCUCAAAACGGCAACAAAACGCCUGUUGAAUCUCCUUUCGAACCUCAGAAAAAACUCGGGAAAUAUUUUUCCCUUUGAAAAAUCAUGGGAAAAACUUUCUAGUCUCCCCUUUACAAAAUAAAUAAGUCUCUGAGGAAUUUCAUAAAGCCCAGUGCCCCCUCCACUGUUCCUCGUGUCAAAAGUAAAAUGACAACAAAUCAACAGUUGUUUACUCCGAUCGACGCUCGUCUCUCGUAAACAGUAAAAUAUGGAUAAAUUUUAGUGAUAAAUGAAAGUGUUGAUGAAUGAAUAAAUAGCAGAGAAUACUUAAUAAAUUGCGAUAGGGUUACGUUGUGGCUGCUUAACGGCCUGUCGCUCACAUAGGUACGUGACCAACGUUUGUGUGAUACAUAACCGCCAAGUACUCCGGAAUAAACAAUCUCCCCAGUCAGUGAUACUCAACGAAAAAUAUAAUGCCGUUGUUGUUAAUCUAACUAGAAUAAUAAUAUCAAACUAUCACGAUGGAAGAUAUUUGGUGAGUGACGACAAACUCGCUGGAAGUUCCCUGACGCCCAGUGUCAGCCAUAACCUAAAAUUAUUAUUCGUUGACAUAAACUGACGAUACUCGAGGGAUUUGACGUAAUUAAUGGUUUGUGUGAUUGAAUAAUUGGACCAAUGGCUCGGGCUAUGAUCUACAAGGGUUCCUCCCACCUUCUACAUGAUAGCCCACGGAAUGAUGAGGUAGACUCUCUGUUGCUAUCGAUAAAAGCGGAGCCAAGCAGUCCUCUGAUGGAGACAGUUCUAGAUUUUCCGGACUCCACAAGCGCUUCAGAUCCACCAAAUCUCCAGCAGGACUUUCUGUCAUCAUCAACACUACCAAACUACGAGUCCUCGGCAAGUUCAAGCCAAAAUUCUUGUAAAUCUAAAAAAUCGCGAUCAUCCGGUGACUUAAAAAUUGUAAAAUAUCCGCCGCAAAAUCGUAAACUAAUGCGAUUUCUCAUAAACAAUCGAAAUCAACUUAAAGGAAGCAGAUUGCGCUCAAGAUGUCAGGCGAUAAUUAAAUCCUUGACAUACGACUGUCCAAUUUGUUACGCGCAGUUUAGUGAUCGCGGCGGUCUGGCAAAACACCUGACUUUCUUCGGCCAUACCCAAAGACGAUUGAUCUGUCACACCUGUAGAAAAGUGUUGGAAACCCCCCACCGAUUGCUCUCUCAUAGAAAAUCCGCCCACCGUCAUCUCGAUUGGCCGAAUGCACCCUAUAAAUGCGAGCACUGUCCCCUGACAUAUUCCACGAAAAUGUCCCUGCAAAUGCAUUUAUUCCACUACCAUGACAUUGGAAACACUGAUAAACCGGUGAAAAAGACCUCGAGGCAGACAUUAGCUAGCGAUAUUGCCACUUCUUCGAUCAGGAAGGACCGCAAGCUCCGGAGAGAUCAAUUGGCGGGGCAGUGCAGUGAGAGUAUCGCGGAACUUGAAAGAACGCACCGGGAAACUCGUCCAGGGCCAACGUUCGCGAAAUCCCCUCAGGUCCCCGGUGGGAAUUCCUCACCGAGUAUCUCUAGCGCGAACGCCCCUCAUGCUCCUUUCGUUCAGAUUCAUGGGGUACCGCAGGAGGUGGAGGCACUCCUGAGCGAUUACAAGGGCAGUCCUAUGAGGGCGCGAAUAAUUGACGAGCCUUCAAAGCUACCGGAAACGGUGGAGCCCGGGAGCUUGAGGUGGGGUAGAGCUCGGGGGAGAUUUGACGCGGAAGAGAGAACAUCUCAGGAAUCGCAUACAAAGACUGAAACUAAAAUCAAAACGCCGUCGAAGAGAGCCUCGUUGUCUCAGAAAAGAAGGACGAAUCACACUCCGAUGACUCUAGCUACUCGAAAGGUGACACUCCUGAAGGCGCGUUACAAUUGUCGCGAGUGUUACGUCCCUUUGAUAAGGAUUACAAGACCUGAGCCUGAUACUUCUCCUGAAUCGCCGUCUACGAUUGAAGGUACAUCGAUUGAUCUGCAACUUAAGAACCUUGAGAUUGCUCUGAAGAAAUUAGAGGUGCCGCAUUCCCCCCCUUCGGUUGACUCUCUCGGAGCAGCGGCGGGUGCGAUGAAAUCAAAAAGGGAAAUAUACAGAUCGAGCGUUUGUCGCACGAGAUUUACAACCAAGUUUAAACUAAUAAACCACUACUUGUGCUUUCACACUAACUCGAAUGAGGAUGAGUGCGGGGUUUGCAGAAUACGCUGUGGUAAUUCUCGAAAAUUAAAGACUCAUCUGUUGCUUCACUGUGUAAAGAUCAUUCAAUCGAAGCAGGAUCGAUCGCCGAUUGAUCCGAAGGGGCCGUGCGAGAAAUACCGGAAGAAGCAUUUGUGCUACGGCUGCAAAAAGCGAUUCUGGCUCGGAUCUUGUUUGAUUAAACAUCAAGAAUUAUGUAGAUUAGCUCGGUUGCAUAUUGUGAAGGUAGCUGAAAGGGAAGACGAUGAGAUCGUCAGGAGAACAUCUCCGAGGAAGUUGGAAGGUAAAACAAGUGAUAUGGCCAUUGCCACGACUGACUCUCAAGAAAAAAAGACUUGUCAUGAGUGCAAGACUGAUUCCCUGGCCGCGGAAGGCGGGAGAGCUGCGACAGAGAACGCAAGGUGCGCUUUACCCUUGGUGAAAAGGUCUGAGCAGCCAUCAAUGCCAUCAGGGAAUUGUUGGUGGAAAAACAGAGUACCUUCGACCUCACUCGGUCACUCCUGUUCCGUCUGUAAUAAUCAAUUUCAAAUGGCUGCCAACUUAGCCCAGCACAAGAAGAAAUUCACAAUAAAGCAAUUGAGUCGCUGUGAAACCUGUGGUACAUUGUUUCCAUCCAGAAGCCUCCUUUGGGGUCACCAGAAGACAGCACACUUCUCCGGUGCCCCAACAUCGAAAAUCAAGUGUCCCGUGUGUGAUCAGAGAUUCACGAAGAAGAGUUAUCUUCGUGCCCAUCUUCUGCACAUCCAUUACGAUGAGAUAACCGAAGGUGUAGAGGAGUGGACGCAGCCUUCUGUCGUCUACGAAAUGAAGUGUAAAGUUUGCAAACUUGUAUUUAAAAAUCGACGGAGAUUUGUUGAGCACAGCUUGUACUACCUGGACGACGAUACAUACUCUUGCGACAUUUGUAACGACCGAUUCACCGGCAGAUUUCGUUGUCACUUUCAUUUGAAGAUGGAGCACUACUCCAAGGAGAUGCAACAAGCCUACACUCAUCACUGUCCACUCUGCAACGAGGGCUUCAUAUACCAGACACAUUUACACGCGCACAUGUUUCACGUUCACGAUGUAGCUAAUGAUGCUGCAGUCAACGGUGGCCAUCUGGUUAAUACUGAUGAUCCCUUUGUCUGUGCCACUUGUGAGCAAAGAUUCGCAAGUAUCACACAGCUGGAUCAGCACCAGAAUUUCUACUCUAACGAUGGGGCUUAUCAGUGUGACAAGUGCGAGAGAAAAUGUCGAUCAAUUUCAAUUCUUGGAUAUCAUAGCAGAAUAUCCCAUUCAACCCUUCCGGACAAUAUCUACGCCAAAUGUCCGAUCUCCAGUGAGGAAAUAUCAUCGAAAACUUCUUGGAUCUCUCAUAUUAAACAUUUCCACGCAAAUCUUACGGAUCAACCCUCAGAAUUUUGUCUGGAGAAUGUUUGUACACUCAAUGAACUACUCCGUGAGUCGGAGAAGAGCCUCAGAAUCGAUGAAUUGUCACCCACUGCAGCAGUUACGCCUGAAGAAAAUAUAGCCGAGCUGGGCAAUGGCGAUUUGGCUAUCCGCGAGCUUCACGGUACGAAUAUUGAGUUCAAUUGCGCCAUUUGUGAUGAGCGAUUCACGUCGAGCGUGGAACUAAAGAGCCACAAGUUCACCCACGAAACCGCUAAUUAUGGAUAUGAUGACAGCCUAAAUGACAGCCAUACGCAGUUGAAUCUAUCGCCACAGGGUCCUGACUUCACCACCGAGACUCGACAGCCAGCAAAAAUCCCCAACACCGAUUUCAGCCAAUCACUUGAGGUGACUCAGCUGCCCCGCAUCUCUCCGCAGAACUCCACUGAUGUUCUUCAGAGUUAUUCCACGGAUAAGGAUCCUUGCAAUUUCUCAAUUACCAAUAUUUAUUCAGUCGGCCUAGAUGAGUACGAGAGCUUGGCAAAUGAUCCGCUGCAGAGUACAACAGCGAAGAACAACCAGGUAAACGGAACAGUGGAUAGGAGUCUGGAGUGCAAGAUAUGUCAUUUCAUCUUCAGCUGUACCAAAGCCCUUCGGAAGCAUGUGAUUAAUUACUCCAACACUGGUGACUACGUCUGCGAAGUUUGCGGACGGCGAUUCAAAUGGUUAAAGUUUUUUCGUUCGCACAUUGGGAAACAUUAUAAAACGAAAAACGGAGUUAAUCCGAUGUAUUACUGCGAGCAGUGCGACGAGGGAUUUGGCUCGAUGAAUUCCAAGCACAUACACGUCGCGCAUAUCCAUAAUACUCAUCGUAUGACGAUGUUGGCUGACGAUGAUGUGACAGUUGUUGAGGACGGGACUCCGGUGGAACUCCAAGAAAAUGUCGCGGCUAUCACGCAGGGAGAAGGGAAGAAGCAGACGAUCGAAGUGGAUCUGACAGAGGACGAGGGGGAAGAAGCGGUGAAUCUGCUGCCAAUUGUCAAGAAUCCUGUGGCACCGUUGAGUGCAGCAGUCAAACCAACAGUUGCACAAGCUAGGGUUCCCCCGACAACUCAUCAUCCAGCGCAAGUUGCUCCUAACGUUUGUCCCAUUGUCUGCAAUAUCUGCCACGUCGAGUUUCUUGAUGCUGAUUUUCUUGUGAAACAUUUCGCAACAGCUCACGCAAUUCAUUUGCCUCCUUACAAAUCAAAUACGCAGUGCGAUCAGACGGUUUCGAUGAAUUAUCAAAAUGCCGAGAGCUUGAAAAAUCAUUCGAGUUAUUCGGUCAAUGGAGAAAUUGAGACUGAUGCAUCUGGCAAGUAUUGUUACUGCAAAAGUUGUAGUAUUCAAUUUGCUAAUGAAUAUGCAUUGCUCACUCAUCUACGCAAUGUACAUGAUAACAAUGAAACAGUUACUGAAAAACUGGGAAAUUACAAAUCACCGGGAAUAAAUUCAAAAGUUCAGGGACAAUCGCUGGCAGUUGUCUCUAUGGAGACUUCCUUCGUAAAUUCUGAUAAAUAUAUUUCGAAUCCUGAUUCAACGACUCUGGAAAAUGCGAUAAGUCUGACGAAAAACCGAAGUGGUAAUGUUGUGUCGUCGAAAAAUAAAUUGGAAAGUGGGUCUGACAGGCCUUAUCGCAUUCGCGGUAGUAAAAAUUCUCAUAAUCUUCACGUCAUCGGUCUUCAGAACAAAGAUCUGGUUGAUUUGACACGACAGAGAUUGCAGAUGCGUACAAGUUUUGAGAGAAGUGAUAUUCCAUGAGUACUUCGCUCAAUUUUUCAUUUUAUUCCAUUUGUUUUUCGCUUGCUUUGGUAUUAACGUGUUCGUAGUUUCUUUUGAAUCUCAUUCUCAUUCUUAUUUAAUACAGUAUCCAGUUAUUAGGACAUUUUUGUUUCCACUCAGCCGUGGAUAUGCGAGAGGCACAUUGAAAAAUGAGUAUUUUUUACAUAGGACUCAGAUAAUUGCCACUGAUGUAAUUAAUAAGUACACUCUUCCGUAGGGUUAAGUCGACAUUUAUACGAAUUAUGUAUCGGUUACACUUCUAUUUCCAUUCUGAAUAAUUUUGUUUUGUCUAUUGAUAUUCUUAUUAUGAUGCUUUUUUGAUUAUUCAUGGAUCCAAAAAUUGUUGAUGAUCAUAAUAAAUAACGAUUGCCAGUAUGAAAUUGGUCAUUAAUAAUUUAUUUUGUGUCACAUAUUUUGAGCUGUACAGGUACAACGAAAAUAAAAAUAUAGUUCUGUCAGGAGUA
Messenger RNA from Diachasmimorpha longicaudata, 6452 nucleotides. RefSeq lists its product as uncharacterized. Gene Ontology annotation, biological process: regulation of DNA-templated transcription. Gene Ontology annotation, molecular function: RNA polymerase II cis-regulatory region sequence-specific DNA binding; DNA-binding transcription factor activity, RNA polymerase II-specific. The transcript is spliced from 2 exons. The record is from RefSeq and is a predicted model, not a curated record. Bases 1261 to 5967 code for a protein of 1568 amino acids. Lineage: Eukaryota; Metazoa; Arthropoda; Insecta; Hymenoptera; Braconidae.